CUGUCUGCGACGGAAUAAGAUAACCUUACCCAAACCAUGACGGACUGCUUUAAAGAUAAAGUUGGUGAGGUUUUGUUACCAGGAGAUGUCUUUUCAUUUGAAAGUAAACCUGAAAAACUUAUAUGCGGACCUGGACUACGCAGAAAUGGAGACGAAAUCCUCGUUUGCAAAAGCGGCAUCUUGCGUCACAAACAACCAAACAUGUACUGGAUUGACUCCCAGCAAAGACGGUAUGUUCCGGCCAAGGGGGAGAGUGUGAUUGGCAUCGUCACUGCCAAGUCUGGGGAUGUUUUCAAGGUAGACGUUGGAGGCAGCGAAUUGGCCUCCUUAACUUACCUGGCCUUCGAGGGGGCGACCAAACGGAACAGGCCGAAUGUGCAGGUGGGGGACCUGGUGUACGCCCAGUUCAUCAUUGCCAAUAAGGACAUGGAGCCAGAGCUGGUGUGCAUCGACAGCUGUGGGCGGGCCAACGGCAUGGGCGUGUUCGGCGCGGGGGGGCUGCUCUUCAAGGUGUCUCUCGGGCUGGUGCGCAGGCUGCUUGCUCCUCAGAGCGAGAUCGUGAAGGACCUGGAGAAGAUGUUCCCCUUCGAGAUGGCGGCGGGGCUGAACGGGCGCGUGUGGGUGAAGGCGUCGAGCACGCAGCGCGCGCUGACCGUCGCCAACCUGCUGGAGAGCUGCGAGAACAUGACGGCUCAGCAGCGCCGUGCGCUCUUCCGCCGCGUGUCCGACAGCGCCUCCUGAUGGACCACCCCCUGCGCAGCGUGACCUCCCAACCCCCCAAACACCCCC
This is a messenger RNA of Megalops cyprinoides (Indo-Pacific tarpon), 789 nucleotides long. RefSeq names its product exosome complex component RRP40-like. The coding region runs from base 37 to 741 and encodes 234 amino acids. NCBI's taxonomy places the organism in Eukaryota, Metazoa, Chordata, Actinopteri, Elopiformes, Megalopidae. Gene Ontology annotation, biological process: nuclear polyadenylation-dependent rRNA catabolic process; CUT catabolic process; exonucleolytic trimming to generate mature 3'-end of 5.8S rRNA from tricistronic rRNA transcript (SSU-rRNA, 5.8S rRNA, LSU-rRNA). Gene Ontology annotation, cellular component: cytoplasmic exosome (RNase complex); nuclear exosome (RNase complex). The transcript has 4 exons. Gene Ontology annotation, molecular function: RNA binding. The record is from RefSeq and is a predicted model, not a curated record.